AUGUCGUCGGAGGAAGAUAAGACCACGAGGAUCUCUAUCGAACCGGAGAAACAAUCACUUCUCGAUCAUCACACCGAGAAACAUUUCACCGCCGGAGAAGUCGUCCGUGACAUCAUCAUCGGUGUCUCCGACGGUUUAACCGUUCCUUUUGCACUCGCNGCCGGACUNUCCGGUGCGAAAGCUUCUUCUUCUAUCGUACUCACCGCCGGAAUCGCCGAAGUCGCCGCCGGUGCUAUCUCCAUGGGACUCGGCGGGUAG
Messenger RNA from Arabis nemorensis, 258 nucleotides. NCBI's taxonomy places the organism in Eukaryota, Viridiplantae, Streptophyta, Magnoliopsida, Brassicales, Brassicaceae. The record is from the annotation of a GenBank genome assembly.